UCUUUGCUUUCACACCCCUUCCCCCCAUCCCCCACCCCCCACAAAACUUUCUUCUUCCCCUCUUGUCUGUUCUUUUGCACCAAAGUUCAUGGAUUAACCUCAAAGACUUUAAUUUUAUUAUAUAUGUGUUUGAUUGUACAAAAUGUUUGAUUAUGGUUCCAAGUCCCAAGAUCUGGAUGGGCAGCCAAAAAAAGUUUGUAAGGUUGAAUGACUUUGAUUGCGGACUAACCUCAGCGUCGACACCGUAGCAGCAAAUAAAUGUGGCUUCAUCAUGGAAGCUUUAAGACAUUCUGGCCAUGCAACUAGCAGCCCGUCAAGGUCUUUUAAGAGAGGAAUGAGAAAAGGAUCUGAAGGACUGAAGUCGAUUGGUCGAUCACUAGGAUUUGGUGUCGCUAAGGCAGUAUUUCCUGAAGAUCUGAAAGUUUCAGAGAAGAAGAUUUUUGAUCCUCAAGAUAAAUUCCUUCUCUUGUGGAAUAAGCUGUUUGUUAUAUCAUGCAUUCUGGCCGUGUCUGUGGAUCCUUUGUUUUUCUACCUUCCAGUUUUUGAUGACAAGUCAAAUUGCCUUCAGAUUGAUCGAAAGCUAGCUGUGAUAGCCACAACGCUUCGUACCGUUGUUGAUGCUUUCUAUCUUAUUCACAUGGCACUUCAGUUUCGUACAGCUUAUAUUGCACCAUCAUCUCGAGUUUUUGGAAGGGGUGAACUUGUGAUAGAUCCUGGACAGAUUGCUAAACGAUACUUGCGAUCCUAUUUUAUCAUCGAUCUUCUUGCUGUGGUUCCCUUGCCUCAGAUUGUAGCUGGGAGAUUCCUGCAGAGAUCGACAGGUUCUGAUGUACUGGCUACCAAACAAGCUUUGCUCUAUAUCAUUUUGCUCCAGUAUAUCCCCAGAUUUGUCCGAGUUAUACCCUUAACGUCAGAAUUGAAAAGAACUACUGGUGUCUUUGCUGAAACUGCAUGGGCUGGUGCUGUAUCCUAUUUACUGUUGUACAUGCUUGCUAGUCACAUAGUUGGCUCCUUUUGGUAUUUGCUUUCUGUGGAACGCUAUGAUACAUGCUGGGAAAGAGCUUGUAGUCAUAACACAACAUGCCAAACUGAUUUCUUGUACUGCGGCAAUCAAGACAUGACAGGGUAUAAUGCUUGGAGCAAUAUCAGUGAAUCGGUUUUAAAUGGAGCAUGCCCUCGGAGCAGUGAAAAUCCACCAUUUGAUUUUGGAAUUUUCGGGCAAGCUUUGUCAUCAGGCAUAGUUUUCUCGAUGAAGUUUGUGACUAAAUAUUGCUACUGUUUGUGGUGGGGACUCCAGAAUUUAAGUACCCUUGGACAGGGACUUCAAACUAGCACAUAUCCCGGGGAGUCUUUAUUCUCUAUUGCACUAGCGAUACUCGGACUCAUUCUCUUUGCACUGUUGAUUGGUAACAUGCAGACAUACCUUCAGUCUCUUACUAUUCGACUUGAAGAGAUGAGAGUUAGAAGGCGUGACUCGGAACAAUGGAUGCAUCACCGAUUGCUUCCACAAGAACUACGAGAACGGGUAAGGGGCUAUGAUCAGUACAAGUGGCAAGAAACACGUGGAGUGGAUGAAGAAAAUAUAGUUCAGAAUUUGCCCAAGGAUCUCAGGAGGGAUAUCAAACGUCAUCUUUGUCUGGCUCUAGUGAAGAGGGUGCCUCUAUUUGCAAAUAUGGAGGAGAGAUUGCUUGAUGCAAUUUGUGAGCAUCUAAAACCCUGUUUGUACAUUGAAAACACUUACCUUGUUCGAGAGGGAGAUCCAGUGGAUGAAAUGCUCUUUGUGAUACGAGGCCGCCUUGAGAGUGUGACAACUGAUGGUGGGAGAAGCGGUUUCUUCAACCGCAGUUUGUUAAAGGAAUCUGACUUCUGUGGAGAAGAACUUCUUACUUGGGCACUAGACCCAAAAUCAGGUUCUAACCUCCCGUCUUCUACUCGUACCGUGAAAGCUCUAACAGAGGUAGAGGCCUUUGCAUUAAUAGCAGAUGAGUUGAAAUUCGUCGCCAGUCAGUUCAGAAAGCUCCACAGUAGACAGGUACAGCACACGUUCCGUUUCUACUCACAGCACUGGAGAACUUGGGCUGCUUGCUUCAUCCAAGCAGCAUGGAGGCGUUUCACGAAAAGGAAACUUAUGGAACUUCAAAGAAAAGAAGAUGAAGAAGCAGAAGCGUUGGCCGGGGCCAGUAGUAACUCGGGUGGAUCUUCUUUUAGUAUUGGGGCAACGUUCUUGGCAUCGAGAUUUGCAGCUAAUGCUCUCCGAGGCGUUCACAAGAAUCGAAAUCUCAAGUCUGCUAGGGAGCUUAUGAAGCUGCAAAAGCCUCCAGAACCUGAUUUCAGUGAAGAUACUGAGUGAAUUUUGCAUGCUUUUUUGCUUAGACUUGUUGAUCUUUUGAGCUUUGCAAAAAGCUUGAUGUAUAAUUCAUGUUUAUUAGUCUUAUUGCUUCAUAUUUAUGUAAGAGUUUUAACUUCUAUACACUGAUACUACUGAUACUGAUUGUGUAAAUAAAUAUUUACAUUUAUCA
This is a messenger RNA of Solanum stenotomum, 2519 nucleotides long. RefSeq names its product probable cyclic nucleotide-gated ion channel 5. Gene Ontology annotation, cellular component: membrane. The record is from RefSeq and is a predicted model, not a curated record. Gene Ontology annotation, biological process: potassium ion transport; transmembrane transport. Gene Ontology annotation, molecular function: voltage-gated potassium channel activity; protein binding. The transcript is spliced from 8 exons. NCBI's taxonomy places the organism in Eukaryota, Viridiplantae, Streptophyta, Magnoliopsida, Solanales, Solanaceae. The coding region runs from base 272 to 2350 and encodes 692 amino acids.